CACAGCAGAAUGAUCCACAUCUCUGAUAAUAAGCUGCUCAUAUUCACUCUGCUGAUCCUCAUGGCAGUGGUGGAUUCUGAGAUGAAGACGAUUUUCACUGGACAUGAAGGAGGGAGAGUGAAGAUUCAGUGUCCAUAUUCAGAGUCUGAAUAUGAGGGAAAUCAGAAGUAUCUCUGCAGAGGAGAGUGUUCAAUAAAUCCAAUCUAUAUUAAUAGAGACAUUCCUGUUGAAUCUGGAUCAGCUCCUAAAGAUGAGAGAUUCUCUCUGACAGAAAACAGGACAGCUCACAACUUCACCAUCACCAUCACUGAUCUCAGAACAGCGGAUCAAGGAAAAUACUGGUGUGCUGUGAAGACAGCACUGCUAAAACCUGAUGACUAUAAAGAGAUUUACCUGGAAAUAAAACAGGUGUCUCGAGUGUCUGGAGAACCUGGUAAACAUCUGAGCAUCACCUGCAGUUAUACAGGAGAUCUGAAAGAUCAUCUCAGAUUCCUCUGCAAAGGGAGCGACCCGUCCGACUGUAAGAAUAUCAUCAAAGUUUCAUCAGAAAUAAACACUAAUGGCCGAUUCUCCCUGACUGAUGAUUCUGAGAGAGUUUUCACUGUGAACAUCAGUAAUCUGACAGAGGAGGAUUCUGGGAUAUACUGGUGUGGAGCUGUAAAGAAUCAAACACAAGAGUACACGUGGAUUUCAGCCGUAAAUCUGGAGAUUACUAAAGCCACAUCUGAGCGGAGGCUUCCUAAAAAUACCACCACUGUUUCAUUUCACACCAGCAAACCAGCAGAAACUGCAUCCAGCAGACCCGUCACACCUUCAUCAUCAUCAUCAUCAUCAAUCUCAAUGUUUUCAUCAUGGAAAUCACCACUGGUGUUUGCAGUGUCCAUCACAUUAAUAACCUCAGUGAUGCUGAUUGUGCUUGGACUCUCAGUGUUCGUCUUCCUCAGAUGGAGACCACAGAAAAAAGGAACCGAUCACAGAAACGCUGUUCAUGAAAUGACUGAGAAACUGCUCAACACUGAGGAAGCUCCAGGAGACAUUUAUACCAUCUGUCAUUAUGAAGAGCUCAUUUAAACUAGGCAUGGGCUGGUAUAAGAUUCUGACAGUAUGAUAACCUUGGAUAAAAAUAUCACAGUUUCACGGUAUCACAGUAUUGUGAUUACUGCUCUAAAAUAUAUUCUUUUUAAAUGUCUGGAUAAAAAACAACAUUUUUCCCCCUUUGAAAACAAUAUAUUUUAUUUUUUUAAAAGAUUUUAAGUAUUUUGGAGCAGUAAACAUGUCAGGCUGAAUAAUUAAAAUGAAUCAUUGACUUCUGCUGUCUUCAUUAGUUUCAAAAACACUGAUUUAUUUGCAUUUUAAAAUGGCAUCUUUAGAUAUGUUUUCUGCUGGAGAUGCUGUUGCUCUAAAAAAAGCAAAAAAAAGUAAAUAAAAAAAUCUAACCUUGGCAAUUAUAGACAAUUUUGGCAGAUUUUUAAAAAAACCUUUUCAAACUGCGGUAUGCCUUGAAAACGGUUAUCGUCCCAUGCCUAAUUCACACUGAUGAUCCUGCUGAACUGGGUUUGGGUCAUCCUGUAUUUGGUGAACAUGAUCGUCUGACCUGCUCCACCAUCAUAUUUAACACUGGACUCCAUUCAGACUAAACUUCUGACUGACCUUUAACAUCCAACGCAGGCUCAUUGUGAAAACGUACCUCCGCGGACGUUUCUGGAGACAGCGAAUUACGUAGGCGGAGGUACGUAUGGCUGCAUUUCAUUUAUUUAAACGGAUGCUAGGGGGCGGUGUGACGCUGUUCCUUUUCGCGCUUACCAGCUGACCAACCGCUUACCUCCGUAUGGACGGCAUUCCGGCUGCAACCAGUUUGUCCCGUUAGCGCGCCAUGUCCGUCUGCGGAUUUGACAUGCAGAGAGGAGUUGACCACAAAGACGGGGGUUUAAUUCUGCUGAAGAGCGGUUCCAGAAAGCAGGUAAGACAAAAACAGAAUCCAAAAUAUAAAACAAACAGGUGAAUAGCAGGGUGAGGAUGUGGUAAAAUCUGUAAACGUGGUAAAAAAAUCAGAUGAGGGCUUUUAUUUAUUUAUUUGGAUUGCUUUUGAAACGUGUUG
Molecule: messenger RNA, 2098 nt
Organism: Danio aesculapii
Lineage: Eukaryota; Metazoa; Chordata; Actinopteri; Cypriniformes; Danionidae
Product: polymeric immunoglobulin receptor-like
Exons: 7
Coding region: 10-1071 (353 amino acids)
Source: RefSeq, a predicted model, not a curated record